ACGAAAUAUUUCUCGCCGGGCUAGGGUUUUAUAGAUCGCGCGAUGAUUUACACGGCGCUGGAUACGUUCUAUGUCUCCGAGGAGCAGCUCAAGGCCUCGCCUUCGCGCAAGGAUGGUGUGGCCGAGGAGACGGAGACAAUGCUGCGGCUCUACGGCUGCGAGCUGAUCCAGGAGAGUGGAAUCUUGCUCAGAUUGCCGCAGGCGGUGAUGGCAACGGGCCAAGUCUUGUUCCACAGGUUCUAUUGCAAGAAAUCCUUCACGCGAUUCAAUGUCAAGAGAGUAGCGGCCAGCUGCGUGUGGUUGGCGGCGAAGCUCGAAGAAAGCCCACGAAAGAUUCGAGAUGUCUUGAGUGUGUUUCAUCGGAUGGAAUGUAGGCGCGAGAAUUAUCCUCUCGUGCUACUCGACACAACUUCGAAGGCUUACGAGGAAAUGAAAGUCGAUCUAAUAAGAACCGAGCGGCAUUUACUGAAAGAGAUGGGAUUCAUUUGUCACGUCGAGCACCCGCACAAGUUUGUUCUCAAUUACUUGCUCCAAUUGAAAGCACCUCUCGAGCUCAUCCAGGAAGGAUGGAAUUUGGCCAACGACAGCUUGCGGACGACAUUGUGUGUGCGUUUCAAAAGCGAAGUUGUGGCAUGCGGGGUGGUUUAUGCUGCUGCUCGAAGGUUUCGUUACCCUUUGCCAGAAAAUCCUCCGUGGUGGCUCAUCUUCCAAGCAGAUAAGGCCGAGAUUGAUGUCGUAUGCAAAGUUCUUGCUUUGCUGUAUCAGCAACCCAAGGCUCACUACGUCGACGUCAGCAAGGGAUCAAAGUCGUUCGUUUUGUCAAGCAGUUCAUGGGAUCCUCCUCCAGAUGUUCAAGGCAAGAUCACUGUGAAUGGUACCACUGCUGGUGCUGUUCUUGUCCCGAGUGUGGCUGCUAUCGUUUCAGCGGACACCAAAGACGAAGCGCCUCCUAUGGCCGAUCCAAAAGGAGAAAUAGUUGCAGAAAAGCCUGCUAUUGAUGGUGAAGGCGUCGAGAAAACAAAGGAGAAAGAUGAGAAAGACCGUGAGAAGGAGAGAGAACGAGACGCAAGACGCGAUCGAGAUCGCGAAGAACGGCGAGAUAGAGAAAAGAGUAGGGAUAGAGAACGGGACCGAGACAGGGAGCGGGACCGGCACAAAGAUCGAAGUCAUCGAAAGGAUAGCAGACGGGAUUACACAGGCUACUCAAGUGACAAGUCAAGGUACCAUUCGUCCAGAUCAAGUGAUCGCCAUCGACACCACUGAAUCGAUACAACGCUUUUGUACGUGUACGUGAUUCUCGAUUUAAAUCCUCUAACAUCGCUUGACCACUGGUUGUAAAAGA
Molecule: messenger RNA, 1342 nt
Organism: Selaginella moellendorffii
Lineage: Eukaryota; Viridiplantae; Streptophyta; Lycopodiopsida; Selaginellales; Selaginellaceae
Product: cyclin-L1-1
Exons: 6
Coding region: 43-1263 (406 amino acids)
Biological process (GO): regulation of transcription by RNA polymerase II
Cellular component (GO): nucleus
Molecular function (GO): cyclin-dependent protein serine/threonine kinase regulator activity
Source: RefSeq, a predicted model, not a curated record